AUGCCCAACGGCCUCAACAUCUUACCUUCGUACACGGAUUAUUUCAAUGCCAAUGCCGCAACUACCGGUCUCAAUACUGCUUCCCUCUUCGUUGGCGGUUUCUUUGGACCUCUCAUCUCUGGGAUCAUUGCAGAUCGAUAUGGCUUACGCCCAGCCGUAUUCUGGGGCUCUGUAUUGACUCUAGUUGGUAUCAUGCUUCAAACCGCUGCACAGAUUAUAGCGCUGUUUGUUGUCGCCCGCAUUGUCCUGGGAUUUGGCUCAGCUGUUUCUGGUAUUGCCGGCUGUGUCUAUCUGGCAGAGACCUUUCCGAGCAAGUAUCGCGCGUGGGCCAGAUUCCGUUGA
Molecule: messenger RNA, 342 nt
Organism: Cladophialophora bantiana CBS 173.52
Lineage: Eukaryota; Fungi; Ascomycota; Eurotiomycetes; Chaetothyriales; Herpotrichiellaceae
Exons: 1
Coding region: 1-342 (113 amino acids)
Biological process (GO): carbohydrate transport; transmembrane transport
Cellular component (GO): membrane
Molecular function (GO): carbohydrate:proton symporter activity
Source: RefSeq, a predicted model, not a curated record